Molecule: messenger RNA, 1379 nt
Organism: Eufriesea mexicana
Lineage: Eukaryota; Metazoa; Arthropoda; Insecta; Hymenoptera; Apidae
Gene: Syx7
Product: syntaxin 7
Exons: 5
Coding region: 1-816 (271 amino acids)
Biological process (GO): intracellular protein transport; vesicle fusion; vesicle-mediated transport
Cellular component (GO): endomembrane system; membrane; synaptic vesicle
Molecular function (GO): SNARE binding; SNAP receptor activity
Source: RefSeq, a predicted model, not a curated record
AUGGAUAUUGGAUUUUCAUCAUAUCACAAUGGUGGGCCUGCAAGGGAACAAGAUUUUGGUAGAUUGUCUCAAACUAUUGGAACAUCAAUUUUGAAGAUAUCUCAAAAUGUAUCUUCUAUGCAAAAGAUGGUCAAUCAGUUGGGUAGCUCCACCGAUUCUCAGGAGCUACGAAAUCAGCUGCAUCAAAUCCAACAUUACACACAACAGCUGGCAAAAGAUACUAGUGUACAUCUUCGAGAUUUAGCUAUAUUGGCUAAUAAUUCAGGAUCUACUAGUCCUGGUGAACAAAGACAACGUAAAAUGCAAAGAGAACGUUUACAAGAUGAAUUUACAAGUGCAUUAAAUUCUUUUCAAGCAGUGCAAAGGCUUGCAGCCUCCAAAGAGAAAGAAAUGGUUAGGAAAGCCAAAGCAAGUGCAGGUAUUACUCCAUUUGGGGAAAAGAAACAAGAAACAUUAAUAGAGUUACAAGAUAGUAGAACUCAAAAGCAAAUACAACAACAGCAGUUAAAAGAAGAACAAAACUUACGAAUGUUGGAAGAGCAGGAAGCUAGUAUAAGACAAUUGGAGAGUAAUAUUAAUGAUAUCAAUCAAAUUUUCAAAGAUCUUGGUGCUUUAGUAUAUAGUCAAGGAGAAGUCAUUGAUUCCAUAGAGGCUUCUGUUGAAAGGACAGAAGUAUCUGUCAGUGAAGCUACUUCACAUGUAAGACAAGCAAGUAUAUAUAAAAAUAAACUACGCAAGAAAAAAUGCAUACUCCUUCUUAUUGGAGCAGUUAUACUGUCUAUAUUAAUUGCAAUCAUAGUUUGGCAAAGCUCUUAAAAUGCUUUAUGACAUAAAUGAGACCAUAAGGACAUAACAACAUCUUAAUUGCAAGGUACCAUACUUGAUGUAUUUUCUGAAAAAGCUCCUAAUUUAAUGAAAGUUGCUUUAUGAAUACAUGAGAGGUGUAGUACUAUCAAUGGAAAUGAACGUAAUGGAAAAAACUUGCAUCGUACUGUAUCUUAUAACAUUCUUAUAAUUGUGAUAAUAAAUGGUGCAAGAUCUAUUUUACAAAUAACAUGUGCAAUGGCAAGUCUAAGACUGCCCAGUCCAUUUGUACGUUUCAUUACUCAUUAUGUAAUAUUAGUACAUAAAUACACCUAUAAAAAGUAUAUAAAUAUAUACAUAUACAUAGAUCUAUUCAUAGCAUAGUCGUGAUUAAUAUCUCACAUAAUUUUAUGAAAUAUGUUAAAAGAAUAAGAGAUUCAUUCUAAACGAUGCCAGUGUGCAUUUUAAAAAGUGAAUCUUGCAUGAAUUGUAUGGAUCAAUGUAGAGUGAAUGCAUCAAUAUAAUCAUUGUAUAGUAUGUAAGUUUCGGACGUCCGAUAAAAAUUAUUCUUAUCU